Messenger RNA from Miniopterus natalensis, 1802 nucleotides. It is a transcript of the gene SNRPB2, whose product is annotated as small nuclear ribonucleoprotein polypeptide B2. Gene Ontology annotation, molecular function: RNA binding. The record is from RefSeq and is a predicted model, not a curated record. NCBI's taxonomy places the organism in Eukaryota, Metazoa, Chordata, Mammalia, Chiroptera, Miniopteridae.
AGUGAAGGCUGAUGAAAGCCCCUUGGCUUGUGUGCGUUUACCGCCCGCUCUGAGCUCUCCUGUACCUUCGGAGGCGCCCUCAUGGGCUGGGAGGCUUCUCCGGUGCCCCCGCUGAAGGCCAGGCCACCGGCAAACCUCUGACCUCUCCGCCUUCAGUUUGACCCGAGCCCUCCAGGUGUCGGAUUAGGGGCGGCAAGUCUCUGGGAAGCAUUGCUUUUCACGUAUUGCCCCCACAGGUGCAGCCCCUGUGCUUAGGCCCUCUCCUUGUCACUCAUCCUGUGCUGCUCACAUACAGUGGACGAAGUUAUAUAUUUGUGACGUUAAAGAAUAGGUGGGACAUCCUAGGAAAUAAAGCGAGGUCAGAAUGUGCAACUCAAAGCAGUGUAAAAAAAAUGAAAUACAGAGGCGGGCGUGAAAGAAGCGUGCAAGAGAACAGAAGACACGGGCAGAAUUCCCAGGCCUGCUGCCAACUAGCUGCGAGACCGUAGGCUGUUUGAACAGUUUAACACAAAAGAUGGAUAUCAGACCAAACCAUACAAUUUAUAUCAACAAUAUGAAUGACAAAAUUAAAAAAGAAGAAUUGAAGAGAUCCCUAUAUGCCCUGUUUUCUCAGUUUGGACAUGUGGUAGAUAUCGUAGCUUUAAAGACCAUGAAGAUGAGGGGCCAAGCUUUUGUUAUAUUUAAAGAAUUGGGCUCAUCCACGAAUGCCUUGAGACAGUUACAGGGAUUUCCAUUUUAUGGUAAACCAAUGCGAAUCCAGUAUGCAAAAACAGAUUCUGAUAUAAUAUCUAAAAUGCGUGGCACCUUUGCUGACAAAGAAAAGAAGAAAGAAAAGAAGAAAGCCAAAACUGUGGAGCAGGCAGCGCUGACUGCUAAUAAGAAGCCUGGCCUGGGAACACCAAAUUCAGCUAACACCCAAGGAAAUGCAGCGCCAAAUCCUCAGGUCCCUGAUUACCCUCCAAACUAUAUUUUAUUCCUUAAUAAUUUACCAGAAGAGACUAAUGAGAUGAUGUUAUCCAUGCUGUUUAAUCAGUUCCCUGGUUUCAAGGAAGUACGUUUGGUACCUGGAAGGCAUGAUAUUGCAUUUGUUGAAUUUGAAAAUGAUGGACAGGCUGGAGCUGCCAGAGAUGCUUUACAAGGAUUUAAGAUCACACCAUCCCAUGCCAUGAAGAUCACCUAUGCCAAGAAAUAACAUUUGGGAUAGUUGUCUUUAAAGGACUUGGUGUUAUUUAUCGUGUUUGUUUUCAUAACAAUUGGUCAGGCCAUUUUAAUAGCUGGGAAUGGGAAGAAGUGAAAGUAGAAUUUUUGUGUAGAUUUCUAAAAAUUACCUACUAGUAAACUAUGAAAUGUAAGGGCUUAAUUUUGUACAAUAAACUUUUACAUGUAUUUUUACAUAAUACUUCAUUUAUUGGCCCUCUGUCUAUCAAAUACUUAUGCUAGUCUAGAGCGCAUGUUAAGGUAAAUAAAACUGUAAUAGGAUGCUUUUCUGGUAUUAUUUUGGAGAAGCUAAAGAGAAACAGUGAACCAUUUUAACAAAAGCAAAGGAGAAUUAGAUCAAGCCCUGAUUAGAUUUUCUGGAACGUUAUUUUGUAUGCAUAUGAGCUCUCAGUCCACUUUUUUUUUUUUAAACUAAGUCUUAUAUUAGUGGUAAAAAUGAUUGUCCUGGAUGUUAAAAGAAAAUGAGACCUGGGCAGGAGCUUCAUAUCUUCAAAUAAAUGCAUAGUAUUUUGCUAGUUGUAGGUAUUUCACAAAUCUUUUUGUUCAGUGUUUAAUUGAAUAAAGGCCAUUUAGGAGUAACUGUA